This is a messenger RNA of Anopheles cruzii, 758 nucleotides long. RefSeq lists its product as uncharacterized. The transcript has 2 exons. Lineage: Eukaryota; Metazoa; Arthropoda; Insecta; Diptera; Culicidae. The record is from RefSeq and is a predicted model, not a curated record. Gene Ontology annotation, molecular function: odorant binding. The coding region runs from base 25 to 633 and encodes 202 amino acids.
UGGUGCAUCGUGUUGCAGUUCAGGAUGGGAAAAGUUCUGAUUUUGGUCGCCUUAAUGGUGGUUGCAUCUGUCAGUGCCCGAUUCGAUCGAGUCGCGAUCGGUGCUCGUCUGCGUCGUGGAGCUCCCAUGCGCUGUUGCAACGAUGGGUUCGACACUUCCGAAGUCCACGCCAAGUUUGAGGAGCUCCGCGAUGGUUGCAUGAAGGAUUUAGCCCUGGACGGAGUGCCCCACGAGGAGCUCGUCAAGAGCCGUGAAAAUCUGAACUGCAUCACCGAGUGCAUCGCGAAGAAGGAGGGCAUUGCCGAUGAAAACGGUGCACUUUUGCACAGCGAUUUGGCCGAAGCGGUGCGGGAGCAUAUGAGCUCGAUCGAGUGGAAAGUACCGCUGGUGGAUGGGUUCGUCAAACAGUGCUUCGAUACGGUCGACGUAGCGCACGCUGACUUCCAGCCCAGCGACGAGGCCAAGUGCAAUCCGGAGGGUUUCGAGUUCGUGUUUUGCCUUUGGCGCCAGUUUGCCCUGACCUGCCCGGAGGAGUUCCGCGAUGGGUCGGAAAAGUGCGUCGAGUUGCGUGAAAAGCUCACGAACGACGAAACUGCCGACGCUUUCCACAACGACGUCCACGAAGCUGAGUAGCGAUCGUUCACCGGUGCGCCUAGAAGGCAAGCAACCGCGAAGCAUACCCGGAAGCAUACCCCCAAAUGUUAUGUUAAAACGCACAUAUAAAUAAACGAGCGCAGCAUCGUCAUUUCCCGCGGAAC